AUGCCUCGGGGUCAGAAAAGCAAGCUCCGGGCCAGAAAGAAACGCCAGCAGGCCCGAGAUGAGAAGCAGAGUUGUGGCAAUGCUGAGGGCCCUGCAGCCUCAGAAGAGGAGGCCACUCCCUCCCCCUCUCCUCAGGGUGAAGCUAGUGUCCAGAGCCUGCCUGUGGCUGGGGCACAGAGCACUUCCCUGGAGCAUCAGAGAACAUCGGCCCACACCAGUCCAGCUGGCGCUCCGGGUCCUGGGCCUGAUGAAGCUUCCAGUACCCACGAUGAGGAUAUGGCAGAGUCCUCUGAGGCCCCAGCCUGCACCAAGUGCUCAGAGAUGGAUGUUUUCAACAACAAGAUUGUGAAUUUGGAGCUGUAUAUUCUGUACAAGUAUAAAAUGAAACAAACCAUUUUGAAGGGAGACAUGCUGCGUAUUGUCGGGCCAAGCUACCGCUACCAAUUUGCCGAGAUGCUCAAGAAAGCCUCUGAGCGCUUUGAAAAUGUCUUCGCCUUGGUCUUGAAUGAGGCCGACACACCCAGUCACUCGUAUGUCCUCGUCAGCAAACUGAAGCUCCCCAAUAAUGGGAGGGUGCGCCCUGGCAGGGGGCUACCCAAGACUGGUCUCCUGAUGAAUAUCCUGGCCGUGAUCUUCAUGAAUGGCAACUGUAUCUCUGAGGAAGAGCUCUGGAGGAAACUGAAUGUGAUGCACGUGUACGCUGGGAGGAAGCACUCCGUCUUUGGGGAGCCCAGGAAGCUCAUCACCAAAGAUUUGGUGAGGCUCAAGUACCUGGAGUACCGCCAGGUGCCUGGCAGUGAUCCUCCGCGCUUUGAGUUCCUGUGGGGCCCACAAGCACAUCUUGAAACCACCAAGAAGAAAGUGCUGGAGUUUUGGGCGAAGUUCAAUGAUACCGUUCCCAGUGCCUACCCACACUGUUAUGAAGAGGCUUUGCGCGAUGAGGAAGACAGAACCCUGAGGCCAAGCAGGAGAUGCGGCAGCCCUGGCUGCCGCUAUUGCCAAAGUCUGCGCACCUCCCAGGGCGACCCCUAG
Molecule: messenger RNA, 1032 nt
Organism: Pteronotus mesoamericanus
Lineage: Eukaryota; Metazoa; Chordata; Mammalia; Chiroptera; Mormoopidae
Product: melanoma-associated antigen B5-like
Exons: 1
Coding region: 1-1032 (343 amino acids)
Biological process (GO): negative regulation of transcription by RNA polymerase II
Cellular component (GO): nucleus
Source: RefSeq, a predicted model, not a curated record